Molecule: messenger RNA, 1906 nt
Organism: Penaeus indicus
Lineage: Eukaryota; Metazoa; Arthropoda; Malacostraca; Decapoda; Penaeidae
Product: FUN14 domain-containing protein 1A-like
Exons: 5
Coding region: 160-810 (216 amino acids)
Biological process (GO): autophagy of mitochondrion
Cellular component (GO): mitochondrial outer membrane
Source: RefSeq, a predicted model, not a curated record
UGUAAAAUAUAGGAGCACUUAUAGUAACGCUAGUUAUUAUUGGAACUCUCGUGCCAGUCUGUGCUUAGACUUCAACGAGUGAACAUCUCAGAGGGCGGCCUGUGGAGCCACGAUAGACGACCUCUGACACGGUAAUCCCACCUUAGUGUAAGCUGUGCUAUGGGAGGAGCGACUCAGGCCAAGCCCCUAAACCCCGCCGAGGAAGAGUUCGAGGUUCUUGACGUGAGAGGCACAGCGCGCUCCAAGAUGUCGUGGAUCCAGCAGUUUGUGCAGGACUUGACCAGGGAACCGGUGACCAAGCAAGUGGUUGUGGGCGGAGUGUCAGGAUGGGUUGUUGGGUACCUGUCCAUGAAAGUAGGGAAGGUGGCUGCAACUGUUGUAGGAGGAAGCAUGAUCAUCAUGCAGCUGGCAGCUCACAAAGGAUACAUUAAAUCUCGGUCUCCCUCACAGGUCGACUGGAACCGCCUCAACAAGGACCUCGAGAAGAAUGCCAAGAAGCUGAAACGCGAAGUGGAAUCCAACGUGAAUGGCAGUGCGGCAGAUCAGAGCACACUGAAAGACACAGCACGUCGCCUAGACAGAAAGCUUGAGAAGGCAGCCGACAAGUUAGACCGCAAACUUGCACAAGCAGAACAGAAGGCUGAUUGGUGGUUUAGCAAGAAAUUUGACUCGGCGAGAAAGAUGUACCGGAAGCACGUGCUGGGGGACUCGAGCAACAUUACCGUAGAUGAACUGUACAUGCUCAAUAUGUACAUAAUGGCAUUUUCAGUAGGAACAAUGCUUGGUGUGGGAACAGGCAAGGUUAUAUGAACUUAUUAGACAGGAAAGUAUUGGAUCGUUAUUUUCCACAUAGCUGUGUGAUUUAAAGGGCCUGUGUAUUGCUACAUUUAUUGUGUGUAGCAAGGUCUAACAGACAGUCAUUAAGUAUAUCUAUUUCUCCCAUGCAUGAUCCUUUUUUUAUGUUGUAAAUCAGUGUAAGACAUGCAAUGCAAGGAAGGUAUAUAUAUAUAUAUUUUUUAAUGCAAUGUCUUCUUGAUGAUGGAAGAAGAAAGUGGUGGGGACAUGGUGUGUUCACCUCGGUAUCACAGUUUUUUUUUUUUUCUUUUUUUUUCUUUUUUCUCCCAAGCUCCCUAUAAGUUGCUGAGAUGAAUUAAUUUUGCAAGCUUUAAGGACCAUCUUCCUCAGGAUGAGAAAAAAAAUCAUCUCCUCCAGAGCACCUUAGCAUCCACCUUCUGUCACUUAGCAUACAACUGUUUGUGUAUAUAUUCAUCCUGUAUACUCUAUACUGUAUACCCUAUACUGUAUAUCUGUAAAGGCAUGGGUUAUUAACAGAGGAUUCAGUCAACUGUAGGUUCUUCUGGUGCAGUUCUUUGGUUUGCUGAUGUAGGUUUUCUGUUGCGUAAGAGAGAUAGCUAUGGUCAUUCCUUCUAAUUUGAUUCUACUUUCUAGUGAUUCCAACUGAAGUUUUCAAGAGUGUAUCAACAAUCCAGUGAUCUGCUCUAAAUGCAUUCUAGUCGAUUGUAUUACAUUUUAUAAUGAAGUAGUAUUAACGAAUGAGUAUUUAAUUUUCCACUCUUGGAUUGUGUUUAUUAACCCAUUCCCAGUCUCAGUGAUUGUUUACAUUGUCAUCCUGUGUGUGUCAGUUUUCAGAUAUUCCGACCAAAAUAUCUGGAAAAAGUAUUUAAAAAAAAGAAAGAAAGAAAAAAUAUCCUGGUUUCAGUGUUAUGUAACACAACAUAGAAAAAAAAAUCUCUGAAACAGUUAUGUGAAAUACUAUAUAUGCCCUGUACUAUUGUGACAGGUGAAUGAUGCAUUAUGGUUGCAAUGAGUCAUUCGUGUCAGGCUUGUGAUUAGGCAAGAUGUCACAAUAAAAAAGAGGAAAAUAAAAAGUAGAACUAAAAAAGAA